AUGCCAUUACAACUUACCCUCUCAGAAGAAUCCAAAGAAAGAGUUGUUAAACUUUUAGAUUACUCAAAAACUAUUGCUCAUUAUGGCUUUAUUCCAUUUGUGUUAUACCUCGGCUGGUCAGCUACCCCAAGUAAACCAUCAUUGUUGAACUUGUUAUCACCAUUCCCAUCUGCUUAA
Molecule: messenger RNA, 177 nt
Organism: Candida tropicalis MYA-3404
Lineage: Eukaryota; Fungi; Ascomycota; Pichiomycetes; Serinales; Debaryomycetaceae
Gene: TOM7
Product: Tom7p
Exons: 1
Coding region: 1-177 (58 amino acids)
Biological process (GO): protein insertion into mitochondrial outer membrane; protein import into mitochondrial matrix
Cellular component (GO): mitochondrial outer membrane; mitochondrial outer membrane translocase complex
Source: RefSeq, a predicted model, not a curated record